AUGAGCAGCACCGAACCAGUGAUACCACAAAAACGUAACCUGGAAUCAGAGGAAAGACAUCAAUACCAAACGAGAUCCACAACAACAACCUCAAUUCCUAACAAUCAACAACUAGAUAGUCAUGAUAUUAAAGCUUUAUAUUCCAAGAAGAAAAACAUCGUGAUAAACAAAUUCAAGCCAAUAAUUUCAUAUAAGCCUAUAGAUUUUGAACAAUUCAAUGCACCACUUGCAAAAUCAUCAUUCGAUCCAAAUUUUCACAUUAUCGAAGAUAUACCAUUCAAUACAAGACGUGGAUUUCAAUACUCACCAUGUCGACCAAAUCCUGAUUUGUCCUUGCUGAAGUUCAGCACUUCUGACCUACCACCUUUCAAUGCAUCAUUGAGUUAUUUCGAUAGAUCAAGUGGAACUUUUAUAAGUGGUGAUUAUAAUAGUGUCACAACUGAUAAAGGAUGGUUAAGUGCUCGAACUAAUAUACCUAUACAAGAAGGGAAAGUAUAUUUCGAGUUCAAUAUUGUUAAUUCUAAUGAGCAAAGCCAUGUUAGAAUUGGUGUCGGAAGAAGAGAAGCUUCUAUAGAGGCUCCUAUUGGAUUUGAUGCAUAUGGGUAUGGAUUAAGAGAUAAAACUGGUCAAAAAUUACAUCUAUCGAGACCUGUUAAAUUUAUGAAGGAAGGUUUUAAAAGUGGUGAUGUUAUUGGAUUUUUAGUUGAAUUACCUAAAACUGAAUUUCAAGAUAUUGUUAGAGAUCAAAUUGCUAUAAGGUAUAAAAAUCGAUUAUAUUUUGAAAGAUUUGAUUAUACACCAACUGAAAAAAUGGAACAUUUGUUGAAUCCAGUCACAGUGUUUGGUGAAAAAGCUAUACCUGAUUUAAAUCCUUUCAAACCUGAUUUUUUACCAAAUUCAAGCAUUAAAAUUUAUAAAAAUGGUGAAUUUAUCGGUACUGCAUUUGAAGAUCUAUAUGCUUUCCUACCUCCUUAUUCAGAACAAAAAAACAAUAUAAAUAAACUAAACAAUAAUGGUACAUUGGGUUAUUAUCCAACAGUUAGUGUUUUCAAAGGUGGAAUUGCGGAAAUAAAUCCAGGUCCAAAUUUUAAAUGUAAACCAAAUGAUUUAGAACCAGAUGUUAAAGAAUUUCAUGAGUUGUACAAUGAAAAAAUAGCUGAUGAUGUUGUAUGGGAUAUUAUUGAUGAAAUUGAAGCUGAAGCAAUACAAACAACUAUAGAUAAUUCAAGUUAA
This is a messenger RNA of Hansenula anomala, 1233 nucleotides long. It is a transcript of the gene BRE2, whose product is annotated as Bre2p. Gene Ontology annotation, molecular function: transcription cis-regulatory region binding; protein binding. The transcript has a single exon. The coding region runs from base 1 to 1233 and encodes 410 amino acids. The record is from RefSeq and is a predicted model, not a curated record. Gene Ontology annotation, cellular component: Set1C/COMPASS complex. NCBI's taxonomy places the organism in Eukaryota, Fungi, Ascomycota, Saccharomycetes, Phaffomycetales, Wickerhamomycetaceae.